GGCACUUGAUUGGUUGGCGGCGCGCGCGGACGUAAGAGAGGCCGCGGUUGAUUCGUUGGCGGCGCGCGGAGAUCUGAGCGAGAUUGAGAGAGGGGGAAAGAGAGACCGCGGUUGAUUGGUUGGCGGCGUGCGCGGACCUGAGAGAGACGUUGUUCGAUUGGUUGGCGGCGCGAGCCUGAGGGAAAGAAGGAAGGGAAGAGAGGCGCGAGCGCUGGCGGUUAGUUGGUUGGUUGCGCGCGCACCCAGAAGGCGAGAGCGAGCCGAAGCGCGGGAGAGAGCGAGAGAGAGCCAUGGCAGGAGCUCAGUGACUGACUGACUGACAAUAGGAGCCUCGGAACGAAGGAGGAGGAGAAGAACGCCCGAGAAGGAAGGAAGGAAGGAAGGCCGCACUCGACGCCGCCUCAGCCGCCAAACCCGCCGCCGCCUCCUCCUCCUCCUCCUCCUCCUCCCCGUGGCCUCUGCUCGGGCCUGUGUCUGCGGCGCCCCUCCUUCCCGAGGCCGGCUCUCCGGGAGAAGAAGAAGGAGGCGAAGGGAAGGACUCGGAGGAGGCGGCGGCGGCGGCGGCGGAAGGAGGAGGAGGAGGAGGCGGCGGCCUCUCGGUGGUCGUUCGGGGCGAGGGAGGCUGUUGUAUGGGACCGGGCGGGAGAAGGAGAGACAGAGGAGGCCUCCGCCGCUGCUCCUGACGCCGACGAGGCCUAGCAGGCGGCGGGUGCUGCUCCUGCUGCGGCGGGGACCGCGGGGAAGGCGAAGCCAGGGCCCUUGCACCGAGACACAGCCUCCGCCUCCGCCGGCGCCUCCAGGGAUCCUCGCCUCCCUGCUGCUUUUCUCUCCUCUUGUCUCUGGAUUCUCUACCAGGAAGGUCCAAGUAGGGAUAUGUCCUCAGCACCAACCACACCUCCAUCAGUGGAUAAAGUAGACGGAUUUUCUCGGAAGUCCGUCAGAAAAGCCAGGCAGAAGAGGUCGCAAAGUUCCUCCCAGUUUCGGUCUCAGGGCAAGCCUAUAGAGUUAACUCCACUGCCUCUGCUAAAAGACGUUUCAUCUUCAGAGCAACCUGAGUUGUUCCUAAAGAAACUUCAGCAGUGCUGUGUCAUUUUUGACUUCAUGGACACACUUUCAGACCUUAAAAUGAAAGAAUACAAGCGCUCAACUCUUAAUGAACUUGUGGAUUACAUUACAAUAAGCAGAGGCUGUUUGACUGAACAGACUUACCCUGAAGUAGUUAGAAUGGUUUCUUGCAAUAUAUUCCGAACGCUUCCUCCUAGUGAUAGCAAUGAGUUUGAUCCAGAGGAAGAUGAACCCACCCUUGAGGCAUCGUGGCCACAUUUGCAGCUUGUAUAUGAGUUUUUCAUACGAUUUUUGGAAAGCCAAGAAUUCCAGCCCAGCAUCGCCAAAAAGUACAUAGAUCAGAAAUUUGUAUUACAGCUCUUGGAGUUAUUUGACAGUGAAGAUCCUCGAGAGCGGGACUACCUAAAAACAGUUUUACACAGAAUUUAUGGCAAGUUCCUUGGUCUUAGAGCAUUUAUCAGAAAACAGAUUAACAAUAUUUUUCUACGGUUUGUUUAUGAAACUGAGCACUUCAAUGGUGUAGCUGAACUGCUGGAAAUAUUAGGAAGUAUUAUCAAUGGCUUUGCUUUACCUCUUAAAGCAGAGCACAAACAAUUUUUGGUGAAAGUGCUGAUCCCGCUACAUACUGUUAGGAGCCUAUCGCUCUUCCAUGCACAGUUGGCAUAUUGCAUAGUGCAGUUUCUGGAGAAAGACCCUUCACUCACAGAGCCUGUCAUUAGAGGUUUAAUGAAGUUCUGGCCGAAAACGUGCAGUCAGAAAGAGGUCAUGUUCCUUGGGGAGCUAGAAGAGAUAUUAGAUGUGAUUGAACCUUCACAAUUCGUCAAAAUUCAAGAACCCUUGUUUAAACAAAUAGCUAAGUGUGUCUCUAGUCCUCAUUUUCAGGUGGCUGAGAGAGCAUUAUACUAUUGGAAUAAUGAAUACAUCAUGAGUUUGAUAGAGGAAAAUUCCAAUGUAAUACUUCCCAUCAUGUUUUCCAGUCUGUACAGGAUUUCUAAAGAACACUGGAAUCCGGCUAUUGUGGCUUUAGUAUACAACGUGUUGAAGGCAUUUAUGGAAAUGAACAGCGCCAUGUUUGAUGAGCUGACAGCCACUUACAAGUCAGAUCGCCAGCGCUUGUCCAAAGCAGCAGGUGAAACUAAUGAGGAAACUUCGGGAACUCCGGGCAGUUUGCGACUUGGUGAAAGUCGUGUCUUUUGUGAGACUCGGGGUUCCCACAAGCAAAGCGAAGGGUACUGUAUGUCAUCAAGCCUUGUUAGUGAGAAGAAAAAAGAGAAGGAACGUGAAGAACUAUGGAAGAAACUGGAGGAUUUGGAAUUAAAGAGAGGUCUUAGACGUGAUGGAAUAAUCCCAACUUAACAAAAAGAAACAAAGCAGCAUUAAUUAACCUGUGGAGUCACACAUGUAUGUAGUAGAAGAUGGAGCAACAGUUUUCUGUAUUGUGCAACUUUACAGUAGAUUUCACAUUUGUUUCAUUAUUACAACAGCACUGUAUAUAUCUGUCUCUAAGUAAAGGAAAAAAAAUAAAAUAAGGACUUCAAUCCAAAGUUUGGACAACGGAUGGACUUCUCAGAACUUUGCAAAAAUAAUCAUUGUUUUAACCCUUCUUUAAAACCAGUCUUCAAAAGAUCUGUUGAUGAAAAUUGCUAUGUCCAAAUUCCAUUGUCAGGACCUGUUCCUUAUUUAUCAUUAGCAGAGAGUGAUACAACUUCAAAUGUGAACAAUCUUAAAUUUAGCUUGUCUUUCUGCUAAAUUGUUAAAUGUAUUUAUAGUAAAAGAGAGAAAAAAAGUGUCAUUUUCUUAUGAGUUUGUGUAACAUCUUUUUCCUCUGGAUAACUGAUGUAAUUUGACUUUGGGUUUCCCCCCUCCUUUUUUGCACAUCUUCAUGAGUUGAAUGUUUCUACAGAUCAGGGCCAUGCAAGAGUGAAACAAACAAACAAAAAAAAAGGUCCUUAACGCUAAGAGUUUGUUCUGAUAUAAGCAGCUUUUGAGUACCAGAGUUGCUUUGGUGCUCCUUCAGUGUGAACAUUAUGAGUAAAUAUAAGGUGGUUAUCAAUGGAAUUGGGAAGUGUGUUCUGGGUUUGUCAGUGAAUCAAUUGUGAAUCCAAGCUCAUUUCACCAGUCCUUGCUAAAGCAUGCAUUGGCAACAACGCAGACUUUGGUAUCUGACCAGUAUUAGUUUUACACCAUUGAUAACAAGGCCAGACUUGUGUUAGUUAUACUGAGGCUAAGUUAUUGUAUCACUACCUUUUCCUUAGGCCAUUGGAAUUAUAUAUAUUAAAAAACCAACUAUGAAAUUGGUCUCAUAUGGUCAUCAUGGAUCUUGUGUGGGGUGGGGUGGGGGGAACCAAGCAAGCAGUUUGGAUUGUUUGAAGUUAUUGCCUUAUCUUUCUAAAUACGUAUUUAUUAUUAGACAUUCCAGCCAUAAGGAAGAAAAAGAAAAGAUGUUGACUAUAAGGAAAAGAGAUUCUGUGGUGUAUUUCAAUCUAUAAUGCUAUUUCUCAUCAUAGCAACAUCUUUUUUUUUUUUGAGCUGGAAUGGAUUCUGGAUAACAUACUUCAGCAUUCUGAACCUGGGUGGUCAUUCCCAAUUACUGUAUUUGUUACCAAAAGUGGUUCUCAAAAUGCUACUGAAAAGAAUAUGAAUAUUCCAAUUCUGGCAAUCCUAAUGUCCUGAGUAUUAACAAUAAAAUUUAAACUGAUUUUAUAUCAAA
Sceloporus undulatus (fence lizard) is the source of this 3775-nucleotide messenger RNA. RefSeq names its product protein phosphatase 2 regulatory subunit B'epsilon (gene PPP2R5E). Gene Ontology annotation, molecular function: protein phosphatase activator activity. Bases 874 to 2421 code for a protein of 515 amino acids. The record is from RefSeq and is a predicted model, not a curated record. Gene Ontology annotation, biological process: signal transduction; protein dephosphorylation. Gene Ontology annotation, cellular component: protein phosphatase type 2A complex; nucleus; cytosol. NCBI's taxonomy places the organism in Eukaryota, Metazoa, Chordata, Lepidosauria, Squamata, Phrynosomatidae. The transcript has 15 exons.